This is a messenger RNA of Symbiodinium natans, 954 nucleotides long. Lineage: Eukaryota; Dinophyceae; Suessiales; Symbiodiniaceae. The record is from the annotation of a GenBank genome assembly.
AUGGCUGGAGAGGCGGGCAAGGCAAGGACGGUUUUGUUGGCCACCGAGAAGGCUUUCGCAGCGGCUGCUGUCACAAAGAUCGAAGAAGUCCUCAAGGCCGCCAACUACACGAUGAAGAAGCUCGAAAACUACAAGAGCAAGGACGAUCUGCUCGCAGCCGUGGGCGACGCCGAUGCCAUGAUCAUCCGUAGCGACAUCGUGGAUCAGGCAGUGCUGGACAAGGCCAGCAAGAUGAAGAUCGUGGUCCGUGCAGGUGCUGGCUACGACAACAUCGAUCUCAAGGCCUGCGAAGGCAAGGGGAUCACAGCCAUGAACACUCCGGGCCAGAACGCCAAUGCUGUGGCAGAGCUCGUUUUCGGCAUGAUGAUUGUGAGCGCCCGCAACAACUUCGACGGCACCAGCGGUUUUGAGCUGGUCAACCGCGAGAUUGCCUUCUAUGGCUUCGGGGCCGUGGCCCGGGCGGUGCAUAAGCUGGCACAAGGCUUUGGCAUGAAGAGCUUCGCCUACGAUCCUUACAUCCCUGCAGACAAAAUCAAGGAGAUGGGCGCCGAACCGGUCUCAACCGUCGCCGGCCUCUUUGAGCACCAGUAUGUUUCUCUCCACGUGCCUCUGACUGACGAGACCAAGGCUUCGAUCAACAAGGAUCUCCUGGGAAAGAUGCCCAAGGGGGGCACCCUGAUCAACACUGCGCGACUGGAGGUGGUCCAUGAAGCAGACAUGCUAGAGAUUCUCAAGACGCGCCCUGACUUUUGCUAUCUCUGCGACGUUGCGCCCAAGGACAUCGAGCCCUUCAAGGCAGCUGUGGGAGACAAGUACGGCAAGCGAUUGAUCUUCACGAAGAAGAAGAUGGGAGCCCAGACUGCAGAGGCGAAUGACAAUGCUGGUGUGGCGGCGGCGAACCAGAUUGUGGGCUUCUUCGAGAAGGGCGAGACCCGAUUCUCUCUGAAAGCCUGA